Molecule: messenger RNA, 2857 nt
Organism: Oryctolagus cuniculus (rabbit)
Lineage: Eukaryota; Metazoa; Chordata; Mammalia; Lagomorpha; Leporidae
Gene: ZNF212
Product: zinc finger protein 212
Biological process (GO): regulation of transcription by RNA polymerase II
Cellular component (GO): nucleus
Molecular function (GO): RNA polymerase II transcription regulatory region sequence-specific DNA binding; DNA-binding transcription factor activity, RNA polymerase II-specific
Source: RefSeq, a predicted model, not a curated record
AGGGCCCGGCUCCCAGAAUGCACCUUGUGUCAACACGGCGGCUGAGGCGACUUCCAGGAGCGUCUGGGCCGUAUCGCUGACUGGAACGCAGCCUGAGGGCUAUCAGGCGGGGCUCGGGGCAUUGAGAGGCGACUGGAGCCAUGGCGGAGUCGGCACCUGCUCGGCACAGGAGAAAACGACGCUCCACUCCUUUAACUUCUUCCACACCUCCUUCACAAGCAACAGAGAAAAGCUCAUAUUUUCAGACCACAGAGAUCUCACUCUGGACAGUGGUGGCUGCUCUGCAGGCCGUAGAGAAGAAGAUGGAGUCCCAGGCUGCGCGGCUGCAGAGCCUGGAGGGGCGCGCAGGCACAGCCGAGAAGAAGCUGGCCGACUGCGAGAAGACGGCCGUGGAGUUUGGCAACCAGCUGGAGGGCAAGUGGGCCGUGCUGGGCACCCUGCUGCAGGAGUACGGGCUGCUGCAGCGGCGCCUGGAGAACGUGGAGAACCUGCUGCGCAACAGGAACUUCUGGGUGCUGCGGCUGCCCCCGGGCAGCAAGGGGGAGGCUCCCAAGAUGUCCAGGUCGCUGGAGAAUGAUGGUGUCUGUUUCACUGAACAGGAGUGGGAGAAUCUGGAAGACUGGCAGAAGGAGCUCUACAGAAACGUAAUGCAGAGCAACUAUGAGACACUAGUCUCUCUGAAGGUCCUUGGCCAGCCAGAGGGAGAAGCGGAGUUGGGUACAGAGAUGUUGGGUGACUUGGAAGAAGAAGGCCCUGGUGGUGCCCACCCACCAGACGGAAUCGUGCUCAGACAGGAGCUACAAUACCAGCAGGAAGGCUCUGCAGAUCUUCCUGGAGAGUUCUCGGGUGUCGCUGAAGAGCAGGCUUUCCUGAACCCAGAACAGACUGAACUCUGGGACGGUCAGGGUGGGUCUGUCUUCUUGGAAUCAGGCCCUGGAGACUCUAAUCUGGAGGAGCCUGUGGGCAGUAGAGACCCCAGCAGUGGCAGAAUUCUGGGCUGCCCCCCAAAGCAGAAAUAUCGUAGGCAGGUGCAACUGGGUCAGGAAUGUGGGCAGGGCCUGAAGCUAAAAAGGGAUGCUUCUGGCCCCUAUCAGUGUUCAGAGUGUGAGCUCAGCUUCCGCUACAAGCAGCAGCUGGCCACUCAUCUGCGGAGCCACUCAGGGUGGGAGUCUUAUACAGCUGCAGAGCCAGUGGAGAGCCUUCGGCCCAGGCCACGCCUUAAACCCCAGUCCAAGAAGGCAAAACUGCAUCAGUGUGAUGUAUGUCUGAGGAGCUUCAGCUGUAGGGUGAGCCUGGUGACCCAUCAGCGCUGCCACCUGCAGGAGGGGCCCAGUGCUAGCCAGUACAUCCAGGAGAGGUUCUCACCCAACAGCCUGGUUGCCCUGCCUGGUCACAUCCCUUGGAGGAAAAGCCGGAGUUCCCUCAUCUGUGGUUACUGUGGCAAGAGCUUCAGCCACCCAUCUGACCUGGUGCGGCACCAGCGCAUCCACACAGGGGAGCGGCCCUACCGCUGCACCGAGUGUGAGAAGAGCUUUGUCCAGAAGCAGCACCUCCUACAGCACCAGAAGAUCCAUCAGCGGGAGCGGGGUGGGCUGGCCUUGGAGUCUGGAAGGCCCAAUGGCCUGCUUUAAGGGUGCCAGCCCCUCGCCCGUCUGGGGGGCGGAGGGGGGUGGCAUUAGUCCCCCCAAGAGACACUGCAGAAUCAAGGACUGACUCCUUCCUAAAGGGAGUUGUUUCUGACUUGCCUUCCCUAACCAAAACCAGGCCAAACCUAAAUGCUUUGGUGAAAACCAGGUGGAAGAGGAGUCUGGGGCCAGGCCUUUCCCUGCUGUUGUGACCCUGCUGCCGGGGUUGCUAUCUCUUUGGGCUCCUCAGGUUUCUGGUUUCGAUUCCAGGCUGUCACUCAUGGGUUGGAGUUGGCAUUUUGACCCCAUGGGGACUGGUGGCCAGUUCUAGGGCCUAUACCAGUGUUUCCUGUCUUCCUGCAAGGUUGAAUCAGGCCACAGGAGUGGGCAGAUGCGUGGAAGAGUUCUGGGAAGCAUUAAUCUCCAUUUCCUCCUCUUCUGUAGUCUCUGUUAAUAAUAAGUAGAAGAAAUAAUUUAAAUGAACAGCUUACCUUGUUCUAAAGACCAUUUUUUGGAAUUAGAUUUUAGUUGACUAUAUAUAUAUAUGUACAUAUAUAUAUAUAUAUAUAUCCCAACACUUUAAAUUGAGAAAUUGUAGAAGUUGUUCCUAACAUGGGGACUGGGCCUACCCUCUGGGAGGGAAUAGUUUAUGGGGCUCUUUUAGCCCACCCACACCUUCUUAGGCCAGAGAACAGGGGACACAGUGCUGGGCUCUCUCUUCUUGGGGUGCUUGGUGCUCUUAAAUGGGGCUAAUUGUCUCUAAAGGACCAAGGGGAAGAGAGUAGCAUGGGUAAACCCAAAGCCCCUGCUAAGAGUAAAAAUUCCUAUAAAGUAGCUGAGGGUUCCAUUCUUGUGGGAGUUUUGAUGAGUCUCCAAGUCUCAUCACACCCUUCUCUUCCUCUGCCAACCCAGUCCUGUGGUUCUACAGCCUCCUGGGAUAGAAGACUACUUUGUUACUUAAGUUUGUUCAGCUUGUAUCAGUGUUUGUUUGUUUGUUUGUUUUUGACAUUUGUUCCUAUUACAGCAGUCAUCACUUAAAGUUGCUCAGAUUACAUUUGCCAAAUCUGUGCCAGAGAUGAUGGAGAAAAAGCACACAGAUGCUUGUCUCAGGAGUGUUGAAUUCCUGCCCUGCUGUUGCUAGGGAGAUGAGAAUGGGUUCUUGGAUCGCAUUUGAGCAUCCCCUUGGAUGAUUUGCCAUUGCCUAGAAUAAAAGUUGCUACUAGCAAAAAAAA